Molecule: messenger RNA, 594 nt
Organism: Melampsora larici-populina 98AG31
Lineage: Eukaryota; Fungi; Basidiomycota; Pucciniomycetes; Pucciniales; Melampsoraceae
Exons: 5
Coding region: 1-594 (197 amino acids)
Source: RefSeq, a predicted model, not a curated record
AUGAGUGAACUUCAUCAAGUUAAUAAGUAUCCCUCCGAGUCCCGGACUCGACUUGUUGGUGUACUUCCUCACCGAUCUCCGAAUAAGAGUUUGUCAGCACCGGUGGGAGAUUCCCACCAAUGUUGGGUGAGGAUAUUUGUACCUGCUUGUCGGGUGACGGCUUGGAACGCGCCGAGAAGAAUGGAAACAACAGUCGUGGCUGUUGUGGCUUUACCUACCCAAUCGUCUGGUCUUGAUACUUCCGAUAUUUUGAGUCGUCGAGCAGGGACUGAGGAGGUCGUUGCGGGUGGAAACGUCAAGGAGAAAUCUAUUGAACAAAAGUGUUUCGGCAACAUCAACAAUAUUUGGGGAGGCGGUCUACCAUUCACUUACAAUUACUAUAACAGCCUUAUGUAUCAAAAUGGGUUUUCCGGUCUUUGUAACUCUUACUUCGGGGGUGGUUACCAAUGGGGUACCUGCGGUUCGUACUUGGGAUGCCCAGGUGCCGUCAACACAUUUUACAACUCCUACCUGGGUGGAUUCAAUGGUCUUCAGGGCUCUUCCUUAUAUACCUUGAAUGACAAAGACUUGAAAUCAGACAAGAAUGCUGCUUGA